AAUAAUAUAUUUUUAUGUAUAAUAGAGUAAAUAUAUUGAAAAAGUCGUCUAUUAAUCUUAAUGGUAUCGAAAAUUUUAUUUUAAUUGAAAUUUUAUAAAAAUAUAUCUGUACUAAUAUAUUUUAUUAUUAUUUAAUUUGAGACAGUAAGUUAAAAAUCCAUUCUACGGGAUAACAAUGUUGUAUUAAAUUUUUUUCAUGUUAAAAUCAUAUAUAUAUACAUAUAUAUGUAUGUAUAUAUGUAUGUAUGUAUGUAUGUAUGUAUGUAUGUAUUCGUGCUAUUAUUGCUAUUUUUCAUUUUUAAGAUAACUACCGCCCUCCCCUCUCUAUUAGAAUGAUGGGCUCGUCCAAUGUUUUCAUCUCUCAUCAUAAAAAAUUUUCGUGCAAUCAGUAUAUGUUGUAAAAUAUUUUGUUUUCAAAGAAUGACAAAAAAUAGGAAUUUUUUUUUAAGUUACAUAUGAAAUUAAAAUAUAUUGAAAUAAACAUAAUAACAGUAACUGAUUUUUCAUAUAUUGUUUGGAUUCGGCCAUUUUGAAGUGAGGAAGGUAAGGGAGAAAAUGUGUAAUUGUUAUCAUUCAUAAUAUAUAUACUGCAGUUAUCUAUCGUUAUCAUUAAUAAUUUAAUAAAUAACUAUUUCCAAAAAAUAGUUAUUUUCAACAAAAAUAAUAAUUCUAUAUAAAAAUAAGAAAUAAAAUUUCCUUGUACAUAUCCCUUGGUCGGCCAUGUGUAUAAGCACAUCGUUUAAAAUGUCUUCACAACCCAUACUGAACAACCAAUAAGGAGAGGGCGGUAAAACCACGUGACCGUUACUGGCCAAUCGUCAGGACGAAAUUUGAAAUCGUGCGUGGUCUUUGUUCACUAUCCUCCCGUCAACGUUACUUCAGUUCCGUAAAGGGGGCCUUGUGUCGGUGUCCGUUUAUACAUGGUCGCUGCCAAAAAUCGCAUAAUUCUCUUGUAAAUAUAUGUGUGAAAGUGGUGCUUGGCCGCGAGGACGACGUGAUUUAAGGAUUGUCAAACAUACGGGUCAUCAGGUUGCACAGACGCAUAUGAGAAGGGGAGAGAAAUUGCGUGACCUAUUUGCAUACAACGGCGGAGAGGAGAGAAAAAAAUGUAACGUCGUCUCGGGGAGACUCGGGGAGUCCAGGUCAUGAACAUUAUCGGCGGAAGUGUGGCCCGUUGAGGAAGUAGCCGUCAGGUGAAUGUUGGAUACGGAGAGCAGACACGGUACUGAGCUGGUUCAGGGACCGACGCGGGACCCUUGGCUCACGAUGGAUUACUAUCUCGGUACGGAUAGUUUAUCGUUGCAAGAGAUGCUCGAUGUCGAUAUCAAAUGCGAAAUCGAGGGCGUUAUCGGCGGGCACACGGAGCUGGGCUUCAAUUUCACCGACAUGUCCGCUCUGGAAAUGGACGAUGAUCCUAUUGGGUGUCAAAAUGAUCUUAGCGGAUGGUUCGGAUCCACCAGUUUGCUUAACGGGAACAGCAAUAGCUCGAACAGUAAUUUCAAUCUUGACCUUAGCGGGAGCGACGCUGCCUCCAUUAUGGUAAAUCCUAACUCGGUGAUGCCGCACAUGGCGCUUCGAAGUCCUACUCCGAAUAAUAACAAACGACUCUUUUCAUUUUCACCGAAAAGAGAUAUGAAAGAGAAAAUUGAUUUCGAAGAAGAGAUAGAAGGUAGAGGACGUUACAGAAGGAACGAGAACGAGAAUGAGAACGAGAACGAGAACGAGAACGAGAAUGAGAACGAGAACGAGAAUGAGAACGAGAACGAGAACGAGAAUGAGAACGAGAAUGAGAACGAGAACGAGAACGAGAACGAGAAUGAGAAUGAGAUCGAAAAUGAGAAUGAGAACGAGAAUGAAAACGAAAAUGAAAAUGAACAAGAGAACGAAAUCGAGAACGAUACCGAGACGGAACAAUAUGAAAACGAUAUAACGGAAACCGACGAGGAGGAUUCCGAGGAUGAGCAGGAAGUGUCGAAGUCGGUGACACCGUCCAAGUCGAAAACGAUCUCAAUAUCAGCUGCUAAAAUGACAUCCCCGCAAUAUACGAAGGCACAGACCACCCCGAAAAUAAACGGUAUGUCUGGCAUCAGGAUCCAGAACUUCAAAGUGUUACAGAGUUCCAACCAGAUGCCGCAACACGUGCGGAAACAGAUCUACAAUAACAACGUGCACAUCAAUCAAGGAUCCACCACUAUCGGUACAGUGAAAAGGGAGAAAGAAUUCGAUCUAUCAGACUAUGAUGACAAACCGUAUCCUAAACCGGCUUACUCUUACUCUUGCCUGAUUGCGAUGGCGUUAAAAAAUAGCCAGACAGGCUCUCUACCGGUCUCAGAAAUUUACAAUUUUAUGUGCGAGCAUUUUCCAUAUUUCAAGACUGCACCAAAUGGUUGGAAGAAUUCAGUUAGACACAAUUUAUCAUUAAACAAGUGCUUUGAAAAAAUCGAAAAGCCUGCUGGAAAUGGAAAUCAGAGAAAAGGAUGCUUGUGGGCUAUUAAUCCAGCAAAAGUAGCAAAGAUGGAUGAAGAAGUACAAAAAUGGUCCAGAAAAGAUCCUUUAGCUAUCAAAAAAGCAAUGAUAUAUCCAGACCAUUUGGAAUUGCUUGAAAGAGGUGAGAUGAAAUAUGCAGGCAGUGGUGAUGUAUCUGAAGAAACAGAAAGUUCAGGUGAUGAAGCAGUUGAAGAAAGCACAACGUAUGAAGAAUCUAUUCACGGUCACAUAACUGCGAAUUCAGUGACAGAUAGUUAUGAUGAGAGCAGUCAGGAUUGUGAUAUAGACAUUCAUGAGCAUUUAUAUGAUGAGAUAGAUAUCGAGGACAAUAAAGAAGCAUUACACAUGCAUUUAAACAUUUCAAAACAAGAACCAUUUGAAUACGAGCUUAAUUCCGGUACGAAAAGACAAAAAACGUUAACCGGUGCAAUACAAGGAAAUUACGUGUACCAACCUGUGACUACUUCACGAAGAAAAACACCUCUUCUUGUACGAGCUGGUGCAGGAAACAGCUCAUUUCUUAAAAUCGAUUAAGUUUAGAUUUAUCAUCUAAUUAUAAAUUACCAAUUUUAUACGUAUCUAUAGCUAUAGAUAAAUCGACAAAUAUAAUGCUUCAGAGAGAAAAUAUUUGACAAAAAGUCACAAAAAAUUCUCUAUUUAACUUAUUUUAUUUUUGUAUAAUUUUUCUUAAGACCUUUAAUAACCCUGAUAUUCUAUUUUAUGUAAAUGUUUUCAUUUAUUUAUAAAAUAAGUUUAUAAAUGAGUGAAAAUAGAUUUUCAAUAGAAUAUUAGGGUUAAAUAAUACUAUAAGAUUAAAUGACUUUUGUAUUAUAAUAAUGAUUAUUAAGGGAAUUGUCGAGAAGUCCUAUGAUCUAAAGAAUUUAUUUUAUAAGUCACAUCUUUUUCUAUUUUUCUACUAAUGCUCGAUUGCUAUUAUGUAACAAUCAUGAUCAUAAUUUUUACAUUAAAAAUCUUCACUUCUAGACAAUUCCCUAGAUCGAUAAUACACAAGCCCUUUAAAAAUAAAUAAUACUUUCUAUAUAUUCAUUUAUACAUUAUCUGGUUUUUCUUACGUUAUUUCACCUAAUUUAAUAAUAUUUAAUAAUAUCUAAAAUUUUCUCAGUGUUUUGAAACAAAGAAAAAUUUUUGAAAAAUAACUUCAAAUAUUUUCUACUGAUAGCGAUCGAUGACAAUUACAUUCAUCACAAUUGUAGAAUUUGAUGACUCGUAGUAUAUAAUAUUUUUUUUUUUUUUUUUUUUUUUUUUUUGUUAAUAUGCGAAG
Messenger RNA from Apis mellifera (honey bee), 3769 nucleotides. It is a transcript of the gene jumu, whose product is annotated as hybrid signal transduction histidine kinase D. The transcript has 5 exons. The record is from RefSeq and is a predicted model, not a curated record. Gene Ontology annotation, molecular function: transcription cis-regulatory region binding; DNA-binding transcription factor activity, RNA polymerase II-specific. NCBI's taxonomy places the organism in Eukaryota, Metazoa, Arthropoda, Insecta, Hymenoptera, Apidae. Gene Ontology annotation, biological process: regulation of transcription by RNA polymerase II. Bases 1198 to 3021 code for a protein of 607 amino acids.